UCAAAGAUUGUGAAGCAUCUGAGAUUUCACCCUACUUGAAGUCUAAGAAGUUACUCUGCCAUUGUUUCAGAUUGGCAUACCGGAGACUCUUGGAUCAGAGGCAGAGGACUUUAUUACAACACAGCAGACAGUACGAGCUUCAUAUUUGCUUUGGUUCAUCUUGUUCUCAAGUCCCAGGAGGGACCCAGGAGUCCUAAAGCAGAACAAAAACAGAAACAUGGCUCACCAUAUUACAUUUCUUUGGAUAAUUUUGGUCCUGCUCCUUCAGAAUUCUGUAUUAGCUGAAGAUGGGGAAAUAAGAUCAAGUUGUCGUACUGCUCCGACAGAUUUAGUUUUCAUCUUGGACGGCUCUUACAGUGUUGGCCCAGAAAACUUUGAAAUAGUGAAAAAGUGGCUUGUCAAUAUCACAAAGAACUUUGACAUAGGACCGAAGUUUAUUCAGGUUGGAGUGGUCCAGUACAGUGACUAUCCUGUCCUGGAGAUUCCCCUGGGGAGCCACAAAUCGGGAGAGAACUUGAUGGUGGCCAUGGAGUCAAUACAUUACUUGGGAGGGAACACACGGACUGGAAAGGCCAUCCAGUUUGCCCUUGAUUACCUUUUCGCCAAGUCCUCACGAUUUCUGACUAAGAUAGCAGUGGUCCUUACGGAUGGUAAAUCCCAAGAUGAAGUCAAGGAUGCUGCCGAAGCAGCGAGAGACAGUGGGAUAACGUUAUUUGCCAUUGGUGUCGGGUCAGAAACAGAAGAGGCAGAACUUAGAGCUAUUGCCAACAAACCUUCAUCUACCUAUGUGUUUUAUGUGGAAGACUAUAUUGCAAUAUCCAAAAUAAGGGAGGUGAUGAAGCAGAAACUUUGUGAAGAAUCUGUCUGUCCAACAAGAAUUCCAGUGGCAGCACGUGAUGAGAAGGGGUUUGAUAUUCUUUUAGGCUUGGGUAUAAAGAAAAAGGCUAAGAAGAGAAUUCAGCUUUCACCAACAAAGAUUAAAGGAUAUGAAAUAACAUCCAAAGUUGAUUUAUCAGAAUUCACAAGCAAUGUUUUCCCAGAAGGUCUUCCUCCAUCAUACGUAUUUGUCUCCACUCAGAGAUUUAAGGUCAAGAAAAUAUGGGAUUUGUGGAGAAUUUUAACCAUUGAUGGAAGGCCACAAAUAGCAGUUACCUUAAAUGGAGUGGAUAAAACAUUAUUAUUUACAACAACCAGCAACAUUAAUGGCUCACAAGUGGUCACCUUUGCUGACCCUCGAGUUAAGACAUUAUUUGAUGAAGGCUGGCAUCAAAUUCGUCUCUUAGUAACAGAACAAGAUGUAACUCUGUUUAUUGAUGAUCAACAAAUUGAAAUCAAGCCGUUACAUCCAGUGUUAGGGAUCUUCAUCAGUGGGCAAACCCAAAUUGGAAAAUACUCUGGGAAAGAAGAAACUGUUCAGUUUGAUGUCCAAAAGCUACGAAUCUACUGUGACCCAGAGCAGAACAAUCGGGAGACAGCGUGUGAAAUUCCUGGAUUUGUGAGGCCCAAAGGUGACCCCGGACAGCCUGGGAAUCCUGGCUACCGUGGACAGCCUGGUCAAGAUGGUAAGCCUGGAUAUCAGGGAAUAGCAGGAUCACCAGGUGUUCCAGGAUCCCCGGGAAUACAAGGAGCACAAGGACUGCCAGGUUACAAAGGAGAACCUGGGAGAGAUGGAGAAAAGGGUGACCGUGGACUUCCUGGUUUUCCUGGGCUUCAUGGAAUACCAGGAUCAAAGGGUGAAAUGGGUCCCAAAGGAGAUAAAGGAUCACCUGGAUUUUAUGGCAAAAAGGGCGCAAAAGGUGAAAAGGGGAAUGCUGGUUUUCCUGGCCUUCCUGGACGUGCUGGAGAACCAGGAAGACAUGGAAAGGAUGGAUUAAUGGGUAGCCCUGGUUACAAGGGAGAAGCAGGACCUCCAGGUGCUCCGGGGCAGGAUGGAUCUCGAGGAGAACCUGGAAUCCCAGGAUUUCCUGGAAACCAAGGAUUAAUGGGACAAAAAGGAGACAUUGGGCCUCCAGGACCGCUAGGGAAGAAAGGCGCUCCGGGAAUACCUGGAAAUAAAGGUGAACCUGGACUUCAAGGGCUACCUGGGGCUUCUGGGCUCAAGGGAGAACCAGGAGUGGUGGGUCCCCCAGGAGAACCAGGAUACCUGGGUUUACCUGGAAUUCAAGGGAAAAAGGGGGACAAAGGAAAUCAAGGUGAAAGGGGCAUUCAGGGUCAAAAGGGAGAAAGUGGAAGACCAGGGAUUCCAGGAUCACAGGCGCAAGGCGGAUCCUGUAGCUGCGCUGACCCUGCUGGAAGGGGGAUGAAGCUUGAGGUGACGCCUCCAAGAGUGGAGUUUCUGGGUCCCUCACCUGGAGGGAUGGGAGAGGCCCUGGCGGGUGGGAAGGCGCGUCUUAGAGGAAAGGUGAGGGCUGCGUGUUGGGAACUUGAGAGCCUAGAAGCCGAGCUGCAGAGCAGGCGUCGCUGA
Messenger RNA from Odocoileus virginianus texanus, 2464 nucleotides. The record is from RefSeq and is a predicted model, not a curated record. NCBI's taxonomy places the organism in Eukaryota, Metazoa, Chordata, Mammalia, Artiodactyla, Cervidae.